AAAAAUAUCAGUAACGACCAUUUCAUUUGUGGAAAUUCAAAGAAAAGUCUUCAAAGAUUUGGAGAGUUCAAAGAACGAAGUGAAUUAAAUUCGCUUGGAGAAGUUUUAGGACAACUUGAGCAAUCAAUUUCAUGGAAGCUGCUAUCCUCCAUUUUGUUUCGCUUUUUUGACUGAUUGAAAGAAAGCCAGAAAUCGCUGGGGUUUCUGUAUGGUUGUCUAAAGUUUCGUUUCACCGCUUCUUUAGAUUAAAAUGUCUAUGUCAAUGCCAUUCCCAGCCACUUCUCCGCCUAAUAGUGGAGUUUUGAGUCCAAGCUUUAGUGGAUUCGUGAUGGUUUCAACACAUAACGACAUCGAUGAGAAGAUGGUUGAGAAACAAUUUUCCAUCGCCAAGGAGUCGCCCCUCAGCAGGAUUGAAGCACUGACGAAAGAAAAUGAAGAAUUGAAAGGCAUAUUAAAGCAAAACAACGGCCUUGUUCAGCAAUACUUACAAGAAUUGUCAAGAAUGCAACAAGAUCAGAGGCAAGCAAGUGACACCAUCAAGCGAGAACAUUCCAAAGCCAAGGAAGUUGUCCAUAAGCUUAAAGAGAAAAAUCAGAAUUUGAAGAAGGAGUUAGAGGAGGCUAACACCUUGAAAAAAGAGAUGGAGAAAACAAUGUCUGGAGAUAAUGCAGCUCUGACUGUUAAAGCUGAGGCGCUUCUUGCAGAGAACAGACUGCUCCAGUCGCACAUUUCCUCCUUGCAGAAACAUAUCACUUGCUUUGAUGAACAGUUCCGGAACUAUGAGAAUGUGGAAUUCUCCGAAAGCUGGAAAAGCUUGCUUGAGUCCAUGGUGUCAUCCAGUCUGAGCAAAGUUCCUCCAACACAAGCAGCAGACAAAACCACAUCCAGUCUGGAAGAUAGCAGAAAUCUAGCUCUGAAAGGUGAUUUAGAGAAAAUAAGAGAUGCAAACAAGAAAUUAGAUGAACAGCUAGAGAGGUUGAAAGAAGAAGGCAGGACCUGUGAAAUGGGCGAGGUCACCUUUGAAGUUGUGGCUCUCAAUGAAGAAAGAGAUAAGCUCCAAAAGAGUGCUGAAUGCUUGAAGGAAGAGAAACAAGAGCUGUGUAAGCUUUUAUCAGAAUCUCAAGAAAAUGAAGUUAGAUUGAACCAGGAGAAACAGUUGACAGAUGCAACUAUUAAAAAGCUGGAAGAAAUGAUUGCAAAGCUUCAAAAGGAAAAGCGAGAAGAGCAAACUCUUGUAAUGGAUGGAAAAGGUUUCAAACAGGACAUUGAACGAAUGAAAAAUGAACUUGAAACCGAGAGGAAAAGAACAAGCCAGCUUGUGGAGGAAAGGGAUGAGAUGGCAAGGGAGCUAGAUAAUGCCAAGAAGGAACUACAGUAUCAUAAGCAAACCACUGAGGAGUGUGCAACUGCUGAUGACGAUGAUUAUGCCAUGCUGAAACUAAAAUUGAAGAGUACAAAGGAUGAGCUGUUUACUUAUCAAAAGAGAAGGAAUGAAUACGAGGAGAAGUUGAAUGCUCUGUUAGAGAAAGAAAAAAUAGUUGAAAUGACCACACUCCAACUUGAGGAUGAAAAGGAGAAGAUAAAAAAUGAGCUGGAAGAAACAAAAGAGCUGAUGCAGGCUGAGUUAGAGUCUCAAGCAGAGACCUACACAGAGCAGACUCGUAAAAUGCACUCAGAGCUGCAGGAAGGCCGUGCACGCGAAGGGAGUCUAAGAGACCAAGUGUGUCAGCUCAUCCAGGAAAAUGAAUUACUGGAAGUCAAGUGCAACAGGCUAGAGCUGGAAAAUGCUGAGAGGAAUCAGGUGAUGGAAGACCAAGUUGCCACAUUAACAGAUCAUUCAGAGAUCCAACUAAACAAUGCUAAAGAGGAAAUUGGAAAGGUGAAAUCAGAAUUGGCAAACUGCAAAGAAAAGUGUAAACGUGCUGAGCAACAGUUCAAUCUCCUAAAAGAGGAGCAUGAUACUACGCUGACUCAGCACACACAGCUUAUGAAUGAAUAUGAGGAACUAAUGAGGUCAUUCCAGAAUGUCAUUGAUAACAACACGAGAAGGGAUAAAAGUGCGUCCAGUGAACGCAAUAGCUACAAAGCCCAGUUAGAGCAGAAAACUGCUCAGCUUUUCGCAGCAGAGGAAGCCAUACAGAAGCGUGAAAGCCAACUGCGAUAUCUUGAUGAAACUCUAACGAAGGCGCAGGAACAAGCGGACAGAGUGCCAAUGCUAGAACAGCAGGUAAAGGCGUAUCAGGAGGAUUUCAAUGCCGAACGCGAAGCGCGGGAAGCAAAAAACACAGAGCUCCUCAGCCUUCGUGAGAGAGUUGAUCACCUGCAAUUCGAGAACCAGGAACUACGUGCCGAAUUGGAUAACGUCAACCAAGAACAGAUGGCUGAAAUGCAACGUCGCCAUGGUAGUCAUGUACCCGUAACCACGGCAACGGGCUAUCCCCCUCAAUACGUCACAGGAAACCCACAGAGCUGGUACCCAGGUGCAGAAGCACAAGGAGGAUUCUUCCGACGGGGUGGAGAACCAGCCCCCCCGGAUCAGGGACCUGGUGCACCAAGAGCAGAGGUGCACCCCCCUGAAGGCCCGGAUGAGCCUUGGAUGUGUCCCGGAUGCCGUCUGAUUGUGGAGAGCUUUGAUCAAUUGCAGAUUCACUGCGCAAGGUGUGGCCCAGCGAACGGGGAAGGAGCUGCCCAACCAGGCCCGGACCACUCCCAGCAUGGGUGUUGUCCAAAGUGUGGUGAUCACUUCCCUGAUCUCGACACGCUCGGAAUCCAUGUCAACGAGUGCCUGGAUCGCGACUAGAUCGCCUAGCGGGACACGUAGCAUCAUGCUCGGGUACCCAGCGGUCUUAGCACGGGAAUUAGGAUACUUUGUCAGCGAUUUCUUAAGAAAAUAACCCAAAAUGCAUUCCCAAUUCUCUGAAUAUUGUAUUCAGCGAAUAAAAUAUCUCUAACCUUUGUGCGAAAUGUCUCCUGCCUCCCGAUUCAGCAAAAUCUUUUUUCUUUAUAUUUCUAUUUCUCUUUCUCUAAAAACCCACGCGAUCGUUGUUUUCAACUCUCGAAACAUAUUUGAACAGUACUGAGUAACCAUUGCCUCUUGAGUGUUCGUGACUAGCCCGAACGCUCUCCGAACCUAACUUCGUAUUUAGGUUCUAUUUCAUAUAGGUUCUAUUUCAUAUUCGCUAAAUAAUAUUCAAUACAAAUUGAAUAUUUUUGGUUAUUUUAUUAAGAAAUCGUUGACAAAGUAUCCUAAUUCCCGUGGUCUUAGCGGGCAAAGGUCUCUAUAUCGCAGUUCUUUCCGGCGUGACUUUCGCGGCCGAAAAAAGAAAGCGCUUGGGUCCACGAGCAUAAUGUCUUAUUAGAAAAACUGUAAGACGUGGAGACUUUCGCGAUACUCUAAUUUUACCGCUCUCGCGCUGGAUUUCUUUUGCGGAAGAAAAAGAAUAAUUCUCCCGUAUCCUCCGAGACAAACGCACAUAGACACACCCUACCUCAUAUAUUCAAAACUUCUUCAAGAGAUUGAAAGUCUUAAAAAAAAACCGUGAAAAGUAAAUGAAAAUUGCUGCAAACGUUAAACCAGUCAAGCUCGCGAAAAAGCGACUUGACAGUUUGCGAAAUUAUCCACGCUUACAGUGGCCAUAUUUAAAAUACAUUUAUCUAAUUAGGCUUGCACAAAACUGCAAAUAAGGUAAAGUUAAGAGUUCUGUAGACGGGUCCCUAGAUAUUGAUAGGUCGACAUCGGUUAACGACCAACCAUUGCUUAGAAUUCUAGCUAAUUUUGUUUGAAAUUGUUCAGGAUUAAGCGCCAGGCCGAUAGCGCUAUCGGUCACGUUGUCAUGCUAAAAUCAGCUUUUGUUUUACUGCGCGGCUAUUGCGCCGUCGCAGUGUACUCGUGCGCUUUUUUGGGGGUAAGUCUAUUCAGUCAUUUUACAGUUAACACUUGGCUAAACAGGGCGACAUCUUGAGCGCGCGUUAGACAUGUCUCCUAAAUGUUUAGCCACUACCAAGAACAUGUAGUGCGCGACACAAAAAUAUUUCUCAACAAUCCGAGAAAUAUUUCUUUGUCGCUGCUACAGGAUUAGGCGCGCGCUACAAUGUUUUCGAGGUGGCUAAACUAGGAGACAUGUCGCAAUCUACAUAUCUCCUAGAUUAGCCAGGCCUUUACGGUCACGGUUAUCACGUGCACUUCGCGGCUACUGCGCAUGCUUCACUGCUGCUUUCGAGUACAAUGUGCCAUCUUUGAUAACGAAGACGGUUGUUUUAGUCUGUUGAUCAAAGUGUUUUGAAGAAGCAUAGGGGUAUAUUGUCUUUUAAAACUCUGGAGCUGAUUCUUAUGACGAACUAUUACCAAACAUUUCAGUAACUAAAUCUUUGAAUCACAGUAACUAAAUCUUUGAAUCACUGUAAAUCUAAUCCGCGCUACAGUAAAAACGGAUCCAUUCUUUCCAAAGCAUGAAAAAGUCUAUGGAUAAUUAUUAUUUUCCAAAAUGAUAUUUCAAAAAAGUAUCUCAAUGUUCAAGUCGGCUCCAGAGUCAUUUGUUGCAAAUAACGGUUUCUGUAACUGGUUUAUUAAAUAGUUUAUAAUUUCCAGCAAUUUUAAUGUUAAUGAUAAAAAAAAAACUAUGGAAUUUAUAAAAGAAUUCUUUUUAUAUUAUAGAAAGUUUCCUAAAAAUGAGUAACCACGAAAGGAAGAUAGCGUACGAGAAACGCUGUUUUCUCUCUUCCCCAUAACUUUAAAAUGUGGUUUCAUAAGAAUGAAACAGAAGUUGUAUUGCUGCUUAAAAGUAAUUCUAACCCUUAAUGUAAUACAAUUUGCCGCUUAUAGUCCCAGUCAAUUUACGUCAAAAAGGGGCCAACAACACAAGAUUUUGUAACGGGUUCUUGCACAGAAAGUAUCCCUCUAUAACAUACUAAAAGUCUAAAAAAAAUCGGAGCACGCAAACACCCCGAAAAACGGGAUCGAAUUUCCCCAUACAAGGCUUGUAUGAAAAACCACAGGGUUCCCAAAUCAU
Messenger RNA from Nematostella vectensis (starlet sea anemone), 5009 nucleotides. Its product is annotated as trichohyalin. The transcript has 9 exons. The coding region runs from base 251 to 2800 and encodes 849 amino acids. The record is from RefSeq and is a predicted model, not a curated record. Gene Ontology annotation, cellular component: nucleus; cytoplasm. Gene Ontology annotation, biological process: regulation of canonical NF-kappaB signal transduction. Gene Ontology annotation, molecular function: K63-linked polyubiquitin modification-dependent protein binding. Lineage: Eukaryota; Metazoa; Cnidaria; Anthozoa; Actiniaria; Edwardsiidae.